AGAUAUUUAGCUCAAAGCCCACAGUUAUCGAACUCAUCGGUUUCUUCCGUAAAACGAUAUAAGAAAAUAAAUCACUUUAUGGGCAGGGGACAGAAGGAGUGGAAAUCAAAGGAGGAACUUUUCGUCGAAAACAUAAAUGUCACAGAGGUGCUCAAGAGAUUUAGAAAGCAGUCGAUAGCUGAAGCUGACAAAAACAAUGAUAUAAAUUGCUUAAGAAUCCUUUCUCUAUCCCACAUUUUCCUAAUCAAUAAGUUUGAUUCCAAAAAAUGUAUUACAAAAUAUUUUGACUCUGAUACUCGCAAUAUCUUAAAGUCACUAUCUGGAGGCAUGAAGCCCAAAAUAAUUCGUGCACCUGCCAAGGCAGUUAUAUACUGUAAGAAAGAAGCCGAUGAAGAAGAGAAUGAUGAUGAUGAUAGUGGGGAAGAAGAGAAGGAAGAUGAAGAAAAAGAAGUCAUGCUGAGUAUGGUCAAAGACCUCGUCAAGAACAUGAAAGAAUACCGCGCUUCUGCUGCCAAUAAUUCAGAAGCUUCAUUCACCGACAAGUACUUAACACCAGUAAUUCAAAGAGUACUUUUGAAAAAUGCUAGUGAAGAACUAUACUAUGCUUUGAUCGACAAGCCUUGUAAGAAUAAAAAGAAGCCAGAUUCAAUGUUUGGAACUAGAGUCAGAAACAAAGAGAUUUUCUUCUUUUUUAUUGAGAUUAAGAGACCUGAAGCAACAAGCAAAUAUCAGCUAGAAGACGACUAUGCUAAGCUGAUGAAGCUGAUGAAAGGUUCUCUAGAUGAUCAGUUAUGUCUUGGAGUAAAAGACCCUUUAUCUCUUGGUCUGCUAGUUGAAGGCUUCAAAUGCACCCUGUUCCAAAUGAGGCUUCCUGCUGAUGGAAUAUACAUGCCUAUGGCAUUUGAACGCUUCUCUUUGGUUGAAGAACUUCACCAACUGGUACAUUUACCUUCAAUUGUCGAAGCUCUAUACUAUGUUAAGGUAUUGAUUGUAAACAAACGAAUGCUAGUAACAGUAAAUUAA
Molecule: messenger RNA, 1023 nt
Organism: Gilbertella persicaria
Lineage: Eukaryota; Fungi; Mucoromycota; Mucoromycetes; Mucorales; Choanephoraceae
Exons: 6
Source: RefSeq, a predicted model, not a curated record